AGGAAAUUUUUUUUUAAUUUUGGUAAAAACUUAUCAAAAUAUAUAAUUGAAUUAUUUGAAGAAUUUAGUGUUUUCUUGUUUUAUUCAAUUGUCCACGGUUAUGAUAUCAAACCAUAACUGAGCAAUUUGGAAAUUUUCUAACGUAUGAACAUGAUAGCUACAGUAGUGGCCAUGACAACAAAAACAGAGAAUGACUGGGUAGUUUUUUUUUUUUAAAUCCUUCAAAAUAUGUUUUAAUACGUCCUUAAAUAUAUAAAUUCAUAUUUAUAAAUAGAUUUAAAUAGUAUUUCAUUUUAAAAAUCCUCAAUUUAUCAAAAUGAAAAUUACAGUAACAACUCACGACGACAACUUAUUUGUAUUAGACGUGAACGAUGAUUUAGAACUUAAUAAUUUUAAAGCUCUCUGCGCAAUGGAAACUGGAAUCCAAUCUGAUCAGAUUGGCUUAACUCAUAAUGGACAGCUCUUAGUUGAUGAUUUCAAAGCAAUGAAAACACUUGGAGUUCAUGAUGGAGAUGUCAUCAUAAUUCAAAGGCUUACAAACAGUUCAACUAGUUCAAACAGUGGUUUUGUAAACCCCAGUACUAAUAUUAUGCCGCAAUUCGACUUUAGCCGUAUUGAAGUUCCUGGAACAUCUGGUGGAAAUCAACCUGCCAGGCAAAAUCAAAUGGAAGAUGCUGAGUAUGUUAGAAAAUUGUUCCUUUCUAGUCCAGAUCAACUGGCCCUUUUAAAACAAAACAAUCCAAGAUUAGCCGAUGCUCUCUCUUCAAAUAAUUUAGAAGAAUUUGCUAAGGUCAUGGCAGAACAAAUGGAAGAACGUAAUAGACGAGAAGAUCAAAGAAUUAGAAUGCUUAAAGCACACCCCUUUGAUUCUGAAGCUCAAAAAUUGAUUGCUGAAGAAAUAAGGCAGAAAAAUAUUGAAGCUAACAUGGAAGCAGCAAUGGAAUAUAAUCCAGAAAUGUUUGGAACUGUUGUGAUGUUAUAUAUCAAUUGUAAAGUUGAUGGACAUCCAGUUAAAGCUUUUAUUGAUUCUGGUGCUCAAACUACUAUUAUGUCAUCUGCCUGUGCUGAAAGGUGUAAUAUUAUGAGAUUGGUAGAUAAUAGAUGGGCUGGUAUUGCAAAAGGUGUUGGUGUACAGAAAAUAAUUGGUAGAAUACAUAUGGUUCAAGUAGCAAUUGAAAAUGAUUUUUUGACUACUAGUUUUUCUGUCUUAGAAGAGCAACCUAUGGAUAUGCUUCUUGGAUUAGAUAUGUUAAAAAGACAUCAAUGUUGUAUUGACUUGAAAAAUAAUGUGUUGAGAAUUGGAACUACAGGAACUGAAACGCCAUUCUUAGCUGAAAAUGAAUUACCAGACUGUGCUAGGUUAACUACAUCUAGUGAUUAUGAUGGAUCAAAGAAAGAGGAUAAAGAAUUAAAGAAAGCCUUAGAGGAAAGUAAAAAAUUAUAUCAAAGUGGAGAAAGUAGCAACAGUUCUAGUCAGUCCUUCAAAGAAUCUGAUAUAAAUGAACUAGUCAAUUUAGGUUUCUCUAGAGAACAGGUUAUACAAGAAUUGAAUAGAUUUAAUGGUAAUAAAAAUCAAGCAAUGGCAUCUUUAUUUGCAAAAAUCUUGAAAUUUUGACAUUAUUAUACUGAAACACUAAUUAAAAAAAAUUUAACCAUUAAAUGUGUUCCCUCUUUUUAUUUUAAUAUUAGUUGAUUCCAGAUUUGUUUAAUCUUUAAUAACAUUAUUGUUCUAUAAAACUAAAUAAUUUCAUUGUAUCAGGGAAAAAGAUAUACAUACAUAUAAUUAAAAUCUUAAUUGUAAAUUAUUAUUUGAUAUGGUUUAUUUAGUUAUUGUACAAAUUUGGUAUAGGUCGUUCAUACUAAAUUCAUUUCUAUAAUUGAUUAUUAUAAUUCAUUUUUUUUUAUUAUGAGAAUAUUUAUACUCUUUCUUCCUCAGUGUAUAAAAUAUCUAAUAGUAAGUAAGCUAUUUGGCACAAUAAUAAUAUAUCAUGACUGUUAAAAUUA
Molecule: messenger RNA, 2004 nt
Organism: Daktulosphaira vitifoliae (grape phylloxera)
Lineage: Eukaryota; Metazoa; Arthropoda; Insecta; Hemiptera; Phylloxeridae
Gene: rngo
Product: protein DDI1 homolog 2
Exons: 6
Coding region: 317-1615 (432 amino acids)
Biological process (GO): proteolysis
Molecular function (GO): aspartic-type endopeptidase activity; protein binding
Source: RefSeq, a predicted model, not a curated record